Molecule: messenger RNA, 1300 nt
Organism: Arabidopsis lyrata subsp. lyrata
Lineage: Eukaryota; Viridiplantae; Streptophyta; Magnoliopsida; Brassicales; Brassicaceae
Product: vicilin-like seed storage protein At2g18540
Exons: 1
Coding region: 255-1052 (265 amino acids)
Source: RefSeq, a predicted model, not a curated record
CGUGGAAAAAGAAAGCAAAUGCACUCAGUGACCCUCUUUAUAAAUACUCACAUUGCAAAGUUACCUUCUCUCAAGCUAAAAAAUAACACAAGAACAAGGAGAAAAAAACAGACUCACACACUCUUCUCUCUGUUUUUUUGUGCUCCACAAACUGAAAAUCAAUUUUUCUUGACGACAAAUUUGUUUGAUCUUCAAAGACGUUUAAAACCAAGUUACAAAGCUUUCUCCUUCUGAUUCUACUGUUUUAAACGCCAAUGGAUUCGCUUAGUACUCAGAAGGCUAAACCAAGAAAGAUGAAGGUUGUUGUGAAGAAGUCUCGGGCUCAAAUACUCUUAGAUUUGUUUUACCGGGUGAUCGAGAUAACCCUAGUUAUGGUUACAGUAGCCAAGCUCUGUUACCAACUAGUUAUCACGUUCGAGAGCUCUGGUCUCGCGGGUCUUCUCAUCAACCGUCACCUUGCUUUCGUCUUGGGGAAUGCGAUAGUCAUCGCUAUAGUCUUCAAGUGCGGGUUCUUUGCGAAUCAAGAAACUGAUGCACGGAGAAAUAGCAAUGAUUUUUACGACGAGUUUGUUCGGGAGAACUCAAGAGGAGAACGGAGUUCACACACCGAUGUGAUAUGCAGAGAAAAACCGAGUGAAGUAGAGAGUGUGGCAAAACAGAGCAUUGAAGAAAACAGAGCAAAACAGAGCAUCGAAGAUAAGAGACAAAGCAGAGCAAAACAGAGCAUGUCCGAGAACAGGGCAAAACAGAGCACUGAAGAAAAGAGAGAGAAACAAAAGAAGACUGAGAACAGUGGUGAAGAGAGAGAGAAGGAGGACAUAACUGUGAAGAGACACAGACAAAUCAUUGCUCAAAAGCAGGAAAGCCCAAUGAAGAGUUACGAAAGGAGUCGGUCGGAGAAUCAGGAGGGCUCGAAGAAGAGUACUUGUGGAAAACUGAAGAGAUCGAAGACAGAGAGACCUGCUGAUGAAUUUGUUUCGGAUGAGGAACUACGAUACAAGAUCGAGUCUUUCAUUGCGAGACAGAGGAGGAACCAAAAGGAUGAAGAGUAAUUUUGUAUCAUCUACAAUGUAAAAUACUAAAAAAAAGCAAAGAAAAAAAAAAGAAAGAAAAACUUUGGUUUAUGCAAAAUAGCAUUCACAUAUAUAUAUUUGUGAGUGUUUGUAUAUAUACGGGUAAAAAUAUUUCAAUGCCCGAGCAUAAAAUCUUGUUUUAGCUUUUCUUUUUUUUUUUGUUUCUUUGUAUAAUUUUGUUCAUCUUAUAUAUAUUAUGAAGUAUAAGUUUUCUGUAACUUUGUUCA